Cadophora gregata is the source of this 336-nucleotide messenger RNA. RefSeq lists its product as uncharacterized. The transcript has a single exon. The coding region runs from base 1 to 336 and encodes 111 amino acids. NCBI's taxonomy places the organism in Eukaryota, Fungi, Ascomycota, Leotiomycetes, Helotiales, Ploettnerulaceae. The record is from RefSeq and is a predicted model, not a curated record.
AUGGCACGAACACUAUACGCCAUGUAUGCUCUAGUUGUCAUCACGACACUACUUCCCGGAUCUUCUGCUGUGACAGCGGUCGGUUAUCUCGGAAAUGCUUGCAAUGGCGAAUCGCUCUUUGCCGUCACGCCAGCAGCUGGGUCAUGUUCCAACGUCACGGAUGUGGAUGAAGCAGCUGGCUCUAUUACCUUGACGGACUUCGCCGCGAAUGAAGGCAUAUUUCUGUACUCGGACGCCAGCUGUGUCGACAUGAUCGAUCAAGCAUCAUCGGAUGAAUGCUAUCUGGUGCCAUCAACCACUACGGUUCAGUCCUUCCUUUCUGAUGGGGGUGCUUGA